This is a messenger RNA of Schizosaccharomyces cryophilus OY26, 744 nucleotides long. Its product is annotated as ubiquitin conjugating enzyme Ubc13. Gene Ontology annotation, biological process: DNA damage tolerance; protein K63-linked ubiquitination. Gene Ontology annotation, cellular component: nucleus. The record is from RefSeq and is a predicted model, not a curated record. Gene Ontology annotation, molecular function: ubiquitin conjugating enzyme activity. The transcript is spliced from 4 exons. Bases 80 to 526 code for a protein of 148 amino acids. Lineage: Eukaryota; Fungi; Ascomycota; Schizosaccharomycetes; Schizosaccharomycetales; Schizosaccharomycetaceae.
CGCUUGUUAUUUCCAUUGCAAGUACACAAAGUAAUUACUUUCAGACUGCAACUAUUCAGUACGUGUCCUAUUGACUAUUAUGGCUCUUCCUAAACGCAUUAUUAAGGAAAUCGACACUCUAACGAGAGACCCUCCACCAGGAAUUGAGGCAUCUCCUAUGGAGGAUAAUCUUCGCUACUUCCAAAUUACAAUUGAAGGACCCCAUCAGUCUGCAUAUGAUGGCGGAAAAUUCCACUUGGAGCUGUUUUUACCAGAAGAAUACCCCAUGAUGCCUCCUAGCGUUCGUUUCUUGACUAAAAUCUAUCAUCCCAACGUUGAUAAACUCGGUAGAAUCUGCCUUUCAACUUUGAAAAAGGAUUGGAGUCCUGCUCUUCAAAUUCGUACAGUUUUGUUGUCUAUUCAAGCCUUAAUGGGGGCACCGAAUCCAGAUGACCCUUUGGAUAAUGAUGUUGCUAAAAUCUGGAAGGAAAAUGAGCAGCAAGCCAUUUCAAACGCUCGCGAAUGGACCCAAAAGUAUGCUCUGUAACUUUAGAUUGAAUACGACUUUACUUUUACGAUAUAUAACAGAAAAAACCGUUUGAAAUACAGCUUAAAAAUCUCUCUCGAUACAUAUUUUCUUUAGACAUGAGGAAGUAGAUACUUGACGCUCAAAUAAUGCGGCUAGUCCUCAUCGCAGCAUAGCAUAAAUAUUGAUAUUAAUGGAAAGACAUUUAAUCCUGAAGAGCCUUCAUAAUUCGAGCCGAA